AGCACGCAGACGACAGACUCGCGCCAGUUUUUGCAGUUGGACCUCCAAUUUGUUGUCUCCCUGUGCAGAAAGAAAAUACAUUGUUAAAAAAAUAUAUAUAAUACCUGAUAAGUUACUUAACACAUUGGGUUUUAAGUAAAACCACAUUACUCAACAAUCAUGGCUCCUAAGGAUUACUUGGCUGAGAAAGAGAAAUGCAAGAAAUUCCUUCAAGAGUUUUACAGUGAGGAUGACAAUGGAAAGAAGGUCUUCAAAUAUGGAGCUCAACUUGUUUCCCUGUCCCACAGGGAGCAGGUGGCUUUGCAAGUGGACCUGGACGAUGUGGCCGAGGAGGACCCAGAGUUGGUGGAGAGCAUCUGUGAAAACGCCAAACGCUAUAUGGGCCUGUUCGCUGAUGCCGUCCACGAGCUGCUGCCAGAGUACCGUGAGAGAGAGGUGGUGGCCAAGGAUUCCCUGGAUGUGUACAUUGAGCAUAGGCUGAUGAUGGAGCAGAGAGGUCACGACACUGCAGACACCAGGGAUCCUCGCAACCAGUACCCAGCAGAACUCAUGAGGAGAUUUGAGCUCUACUUCAAACCGCCCAGCACUGCCAAACCCAAAGUGGUCCGUGAUGUCCGUGCAGACAGCAUUGGCCAGUUGGUGACUGUUAGGGGCAUCGUGACCCGUGCCACUGAGGUCAAGCCCAUGAUGGCAGUUGCCACCUACACCUGUGACCAGUGUGGGGCAGAGACAUACCAGCCGAUUCAAUCCCCCACAUUCAUGCCCCUCAUCAUGUGUCCCAGUCAAGAGUGUGUCACCAACAAGUCAGGCGGCCGCCUCUACCUGCAGACCCGAGGCUCAAAGUUUGUCAAGUUCCAGGAACUGCGCAUACAGGAACACAGUGACCAGGUUCCUGUGGGAAACAUCCCCAGGAGCAUGACCAUCUACACCCGCGGGGAGAACACACGUGUGGCCCAGCCCGGAGACCACGUGGCUAUCUCCGGCGUCUUCCUCCCCCUGCUGCGUAAUGGCUUCAGGCAGGCUGUCCAAGGUCUGCUUUCAGAGACGUACCUGGAGUCCCACAGCAUCACUCUAAUGAACAAGACCGAGGAUGAUGAGCUGGGCACAGCAGAGCUGAGUGAGGAAGAGCUGCGCCAGAUCACAGAGGAAGAUUUCUAUGAGAAGCUUGCUGGCUCCAUUGCUCCUGAGAUUUUUGGCCAUGAAGAUGUGAAAAAGGCUCUGCUGCUGCUGCUGGUUGGAGGAGUGCAGCAGGCCCCCAAGGGUAUGAAGAUCAGAGGCAACAUAAACAUCUGUCUGAUGGGAGACCCAGGAGUAGCUAAGUCCCAACUGCUGUCUUACAUUGACCGCCUGGCUCCUCGCAGCCAGUAUACAACGGGCCGAGGUUCCUCUGGCGUGGGCCUGACGGCAGCAGUGAUGCGUGACCCCCUCACCGGGGAGAUGACCCUGGAGGGCGGCGCACUGGUGCUGGCCGACCAGGGUGUCUGCUGCAUCGACGAAUUUGACAAGAUGGCAGAUGCCGAUCGCACAGCCAUCCACGAGGUGAUGGAGCAGCAGACCAUCUCCAUUGCCAAGGCGGGCAUCAUGACCUCCCUCAACGCCCGCUGCUCCAUCCUGGCGGCCGCCAACCCUGCCUAUGGCCGCUACAACCCACGAAAGACCAUAGAGCAGAAUAUCCAGCUGCCAGCCGCCCUGCUCUCCCGUUUCGACCUGCUGUGGCUCAUCCAGGACAAGCCUGACGCGGAGGCCGAUCUCCGCCUGGCCCAGCACAUCACCUAUGUUCACCAGCACUGCCGCCAGCCACCCACUCACUUCACCCCCAUCGAUAUGAAGCUCAUGAGACGUUACAUCUCCCUGUGUAAGAGGCGACAGCCCGUCAUACCUGAGUCACUGGCUGAUUACAUCACGGCAGCCUACGUGGAGAUGAGGAAGGAGGCGCGUGUCAGCAAGGACUGCACCUUCACCUCCGCCCGUACACUCCUGUCCAUCCUCCGCCUCUCCACUGCCCUGGCCCGUUUGCGGCUGGUGGAUGUGGUGGAGAAAGAGGAUGUGAACGAGGCGAUGAGGCUCAUGGAAAUGUCCAAGGACUCCCUGCAGGCCGACAAGUCCAGCACCACCAGAGCCCAUCGGCCAGCGGAUGUGAUCUUCUCCCUGCUGCGUGAGCUGGCCACGGAGGGUGUGAAGGGCCGGGGUGGGUCUGGGGGCCUGGUUCGCAUGGCAGAGGCCGAACAGCGGUGUGUUUCCCGUGGCUUCACCCCUGCCCAGUUCCAGGAGGCCCUGGAGGAGUAUGAGGAGCUCAAUGUGUGGCAAGUCAACCAGGCCCGUACCCGCAUCACCUUCGUCUAAAGCAGGGCUGUUUGAUUCCAGUCCUAGAGGGCCUGAAUACUUUCUGGUAUUUAAUUGUACUCUACUGGUGUCCCUGGUCUGAAUUAGUCCCUGAUUAGGAGGAGAGGAUGAAAACCAGAAGUGUUUCGGCAUUCCAGGACUGACCUUAUGCCCCCCUUCACCAGCCACAGGCCUUUUUCGCCCAAACCCGGUCAAGGGCUCUGCCUGUGACGAGAUGCUUAAUGGGCUGCUGACUGCGAUGGGACCCCUUAGUGUGUCCCCAUCUACACCGUUACAACAAAUAAUUAAAUGUAAACAUGCAUGGUGGUUCUUGGCUUUGUUUUGGACUGGUUAAAUGUUGCUAACUUUUCUUCCUUGGCUAUUAAAUGCUUUUUUUUUUUAAAUGUUAGAUGGCUGCUCUCAAAUAAAACUCUGUAAAUACAA
Oncorhynchus tshawytscha (Chinook salmon) is the source of this 2766-nucleotide messenger RNA. RefSeq names its product minichromosome maintenance complex component 7 (gene mcm7). Gene Ontology annotation, molecular function: single-stranded DNA helicase activity; single-stranded DNA binding; ATP binding. Gene Ontology annotation, biological process: double-strand break repair via break-induced replication; DNA replication; DNA strand elongation involved in DNA replication. The coding region runs from base 160 to 2343 and encodes 727 amino acids. NCBI's taxonomy places the organism in Eukaryota, Metazoa, Chordata, Actinopteri, Salmoniformes, Salmonidae. Gene Ontology annotation, cellular component: nucleus; MCM complex. The record is from RefSeq and is a predicted model, not a curated record. The transcript has 15 exons.